Messenger RNA from Podospora anserina S mat+, 1281 nucleotides. RefSeq lists its product as uncharacterized. The transcript has 2 exons. The coding region runs from base 1 to 1281 and encodes 426 amino acids. The record is from RefSeq and is a predicted model, not a curated record. Gene Ontology annotation, cellular component: Smc5-Smc6 complex; nucleus. Gene Ontology annotation, biological process: DNA repair. NCBI's taxonomy places the organism in Eukaryota, Fungi, Ascomycota, Sordariomycetes, Sordariales, Podosporaceae.
AUGGACGACCGCAAUCACCUCGCCGUCCGUGGGCGAGGUAAAGAGAACGAGCCCCCAACAAGAAGCUCUCGGAAACGUACAUCUGAUAUUGGCGGCGACCCAUCGACCAGCCGUCGCGGAGUUAGAGAGCCAUCAGUACAAGCGGACCACGGCGAUGGGGAUGAGUACGACCCGGAACAGCCAAUGCAGGAGCGUCGCCAGAUCCAACGGUCUAUGCGGGAGUCAUGGAGAGAAUUAAAGGAGAAUCAGGACCGACUUAUCGGAGAGGAUCACAAUCCGUUGAUUCGCAUACUUGAUAAGCAGGACGCGACCCUGGUUAGGGUCAAGCAGACCAAUGAGGCGGCAAUUGACGCCAGGGUCCUAGUCUCGAUCGCAGACAUGAGUGUCAAGCGAGCACAGAAGAUUGGACAAGGAAACGUCGGCGGUCUUGACUUGGAUGAAUUUAUAUCUAAGGCUUCUACGUUUAUGCGGAACGGCGGUGGUAUCGAGAACGACGAGGCUGCCGAGUUAUCAAACACCCAAAGAAGGAGGAGACAGCCUCGUGGAGCUCUGGGCAGCGACGAGGAGGAUAUCGGCGACGAAGGCGACAUGGCCAACUGGACACACCUCGGUCGCUACGCCGCGAUACCAGCCAUCCUUAGGCCUCCCGUGCCAGGGUUCCUGUUGGGGCCGCUUUCGAUAGAGAAGAAGGCCCGAAAGGUCACCAAACGGUCAGCGCCUUUCAAAGUCAGCAAUCUUAUAGAGGUACGACCUCAGGAACUCCGGGCAGAAGACCUCAAGCGAAAUACCAGGAACGAUCUUCCCUCCAUUUGCAAGAACAUCCUGGUCCGGCUGGAAGCCCAUGAAUCAAAAGCUCAGGAUUUGGCCCGAGAGAAGUGCAGACAACUUGAGGCGGACCGUGGGACUGAACUCUCGGAAGAACAGUUGCGGCAGGUGAUGGAUGGGCUUGGUCUUAACGGCAGUGGCAAUGUGGAUCUGUUACGCUUCGUAAUCAACCCACAUUCGUAUGGCCAAACAGUAGAGAACAUGUUCUACGUCAGUUUCUUGCUGCACGAGGGCAAUAUCGAGCUCAAAUUUGACGGCAAUGGCCUGCCAGGUAUUGAUGACGAGGCCGAGUCGGCAUCACGAGCCAGAGCGCCUAUGAGACAUCAGGCUAUCAUGUCAAUCGACAUGGAGAUGUGGAGCGCUAUCAUCGAGGCUUUUGGCAUCAAGCAGCCUAUAAUACCACACCGUCAAGAAGAGGACCAGACUGGACCUGGCGCACGUGGUUGGUAUUAUUGA